Messenger RNA from Penicilliopsis zonata CBS 506.65, 1185 nucleotides. RefSeq lists its product as hypothetical. Lineage: Eukaryota; Fungi; Ascomycota; Eurotiomycetes; Eurotiales; Aspergillaceae. Gene Ontology annotation, molecular function: mannose-6-phosphate isomerase activity; zinc ion binding. Gene Ontology annotation, biological process: GDP-mannose biosynthetic process; carbohydrate metabolic process. The transcript is spliced from 4 exons. Gene Ontology annotation, cellular component: cytosol. The record is from RefSeq and is a predicted model, not a curated record. The coding region runs from base 1 to 1185 and encodes 394 amino acids.
AUGGCAGAAGCAGUGGUUCAAUUGCGCUGCGGCGUCAAAAACGAUGGCUGGGGCAAGAAAGCAAAAGACUCUCUGGCUGCUCAACUCUGGUCCAAGACACCAGGGACAGGACCAAUGUGGAUGGGCACUUAUCCCAAGGUUCCCUCCUACCUUGUCUCGACGGGGGAGCCUCUGCAGGAGUAUCUCAAGAAGCACCCGCGGCUUGUGGGCAAGGCCGUGCUGGAUCAAUAUGGAGCUGAUAUUCCAUUUUUACCAAAGAUCCUCUCGUUUGCCAAAGCUCUGCCGCUCCAAAUCCACCCGAACAAGUCGCUGGCCUCCAGACUGCACGAGCAGGACCCCGUCAAGUUCGCAGACAGCAACCACAAACCCGAGAUUGCGGUGGCCUUGUCGAACUUUGAGCUGUUCGUCGGGUGGAAGCCGUUGGCAGACAUCCAAGCACUGUUCAAGCUCAACUCGUUGGAACGGUUUGUACGAUCGCCCGGGGAGUUCACGGACGCGACGCUCUGCGACAUCUGCGAGGCCCUCCUAACAGCUUCGCCGGAGACGGUUGCGUCGACGAUCCAUGAGCUGCAAAGCAUUCCCGAGUCGCAGUUUGGAGCCUACCCGUAUAUCCCCGGGAUGCUGGCCCGGCUGCAGCGCGAGUACUCGGAAUUCGACAACGGCAAUCUCGUCGCCGCGCUGCUGAUGAACUAUCUCACGCUGGGUCCCGGUGAUGCUGUCUACGUCCCCGCCGACAGUAUUCAUGCGUACCUGUGCGGCGAUAUCUUCGAGUGCAUGGCUCGCUCCGACAACGUGCUCAACACGGGGUUCUGCCCGCGCGCGCAGCGCGACAACAUCGCUCUCUUCACGCAGACCCUGAGUUUCGCCCCGCACAAUGCCGCCGAGGCCCUCCUGCCUCGUCGCAAAAGCGACAAGGGCCUCGCGGGACACACAGACGUGUACGCCCCGCCCAUCGCCGAGUUCAACGUUCUGGCCACCUGUCUCGGGGCCGGCGAGACCGAGACUCACAAGUCCAUCCUGGGACCUAGCUUGAUGAUCGUCACCAAGGGGUGUGGAACGGUGAAUAUUCCGGGAGACACCACGCUGCACCUCAAAGAGGGUCAUGUGUUUUUCGUCGGGCAGGGCGUUCCCUUGGAUUUCUACUCCAAGACCGGCAUGGCUGUUUUUAGAGCCUACACGGAGUGA